Molecule: messenger RNA, 12330 nt
Organism: Coregonus sp. 'balchen'
Lineage: Eukaryota; Metazoa; Chordata; Actinopteri; Salmoniformes; Salmonidae
Source: the annotation of a GenBank genome assembly
CUACCCCUUCCUCCUUCUCCUGCUGUGUGUGGCGAGAAAACGAUAGAUAUAAAAGCAGUCUGCCUAAAACCGCAUGUCGACCUAGCGCAGACUAUUAAAUUUCGACAAAUUCUACCGUUCUGGAUAUGUGAUGGAUUAUAACGGUUUGUUCCCUGAAGAGCAGGUUCAAAUGCAUAAUCAAGGUAGAGAAGAGACGCGGAUAAACAAGGGGUAGAGGUAGCAGGCGAGCGGAGAGCACUUGCAGAAGACAAAGGUAACUGUGCUACGAACUAUGUGAUGAAUUAACAGCCGAGAAGAACAGCUGGGAGUUUGCAGGAAGCAUAGUUUGAAAAAAAAACUCGAGAGAUUGGCUUUUGAAAUAUGAACAGAGCGACAUGCUUUCUCUGCCUCCUCUCUCUGUGGAAUCUACAAAUGAGCUCUCCGCGAUCGGGAAGCAUAAAACCCCUAAAAUGACGAUGCCCUGAAAUAGUAAUGACAGUCAGUCGUCAGGAGAAGCUAAACCGUAACCGUUAGAGACUGAUGUGCUAUUCGUGGAUAGAGGCAGAAAACUAAGGACAAAUGAGAGAUUCGUUUAAAAACACAUUACCAGGAAAUUAUGAUGGUUUGACAGGCUAUAGCUUAGAUGUUUGAAGGGACAUGUAUUUGAUUCUUUGCGUUCAAGUCAGACGUCGAACUCAAGCCACGAACGCUGGCACUCUGAACUCUAUGACGAAACGCGCAAACCACUGUAGUGAUUGAGUGGCUUUUCCCACAUUCUUCUCAUGCUAAGUGUGUAUACUUGAAGACUUCACAUGUUGAUGGAAGAGACUGACAUAGAUCUACAUACGCUAUAGUUUCGACGAAAGCAAUCGACCGCUCGACUGUCCAUUCAUCUCAGCAACUCAGCACAGAGUGUUCUACUAAGCUUCUUUCAGCACCAGGGACAGCUACCAAAAUGACACGGCUGCGCAAGAAAGCUUUCAUUGCACUUUUCUUAUUCACCCUCUUCAUUUUCGGGACCAUGAUGGGCCUCAGAACACUGAAACCCAGCGAUGGCUUCUCAGACCUGGCCCCGGGGAUGGGAGAAUUUGUGGGGGAAAGAGGAGGCGACCGGCGACGGCCAGUUUCAAACGACAUGGUAGUUUCCCCUGGUCAGUCCCAUCUAGCCAGCGACACCAAAGUCGUCUUCACAAAAUCCGACCGUGACUACAGUAUAUUCUACGACGUACAAAUCUUCUAUUACCUAUGGUACGGCACCCCACAGAUGGACGGUAAAUAUAUUCACUGGGACCAUGUUCUAGUACCGCACUGGGACCCUAAGAUCGCCGCCAGCCACGCCAAAGGAAGACACACUCCUCCCGAGGACAUAGCGUCGAGUUUCUACCCGGAGCUAGGACCAUACAGUUCCAGAGACCCCACCGUGCUGGAGUCACACAUGUCGCAGAUUGAAGCGGCUGCAGCAGGUAAGGGAUUUCGGCACCACUUACCCCUCAAAACUGAAAUAUUAUCAUCAAAUGGUGUCCUGGACAUGAUACUGUACCUCUCAAAUAUUAAAGUAUUGAAGUAGCUUCACUUAAACUCCCCAAUUCAAUCUGCACCAAUGUUGUGCACCUCAUACUUUUGAGCUUUCAUAGGAAGGGGGAUGUGUUAUAGACCUACCCUCAUGUCAAUAGUCAUACCAAAGACUGUACUCACUAACUGUUUCCUCCCCAGGGGUUCUGGUUCUGUCAUGGUACCCACCUGGCAUUGCAGACAACCAUGGUGAGCCAUGUGAAGACCUGGUGCCUGCUGUCAUGGACGCUGCCUACAGACACAGCAUCAAGGUAACUGGUGAGAGAACCGGUAUGUUUUUACACUUUCUGGUGGUUUACUGAAUUAAUAAAUGUCUGGCUACGGGGUUGGGGUCGAUUCCAUUCCAAUUCAGUCAAUUGGAAUUUCAGUUUUCUUCCAGAAUGGACUGAAUUCAAAAGGAAUUGGCCUCAACCCUGGCUGGCUAGGUGGCAGUGAUGAUUGGUUGGUAGGUGCUUAAGGAUUUAUGUUAUUCACUCAGAUUAUAAACUUGAGAUUCAGAAAACAGACCUACGUCUUGUGUAACAGCAUGUCACAAGAGACUAUGUUAACUCUGACCUUUGUUGUAGUAGUCUAAGUGAGUAUCAGUCAUGGCCUUUGAAAUAUUCAUGUUAGAAAAACAGCCAAUGUGUAUGUCAUAACUUCACUGUGUUCCCUCAAAGACAAACGCAAUGCAUUUCGUUUUUAGAGGGUGAAGUGUGUGAUAUUGGUUUUGGAAUGUAUUUUCUAUGCCUAAAACCAUCUGUUCUAGCCCAUUUUCUUCCUCCAUCUCCUAUAUUAUUGAUGUAGUCAGAGAAAACAAAUUUCUUCAAAAACCUCUGAAGGUCCUCUGAAGGCAGACUUAUUUUUCUUCAGGAUUUUAAAACCAAAGGAAGACCGUUUCGAAUUGACUUGGAGGAGUGACUCAGGGAAUAUGGUUCAAGGCAGCAUUGGCCUCAGAGGCAUAACUGGGACUGACCAUGCAGCCUGAGGCCUGUGUGCAUGGCACGAGAGGGUCUCUCUCUCUCUCUCUCUCUCACACACGCACGCAUGCACUCACACACACACACACACACACACACACACACACACACACACACACACACACACACACAGCAUAAACCCAUAGCAUGCUGAAGGUGCCUUUGACAGAACAGUGCGAAGCAAGCUACAGCAAGCUUAGUGCAGAGUUAGUUAAAUAAAGCCCAAGGUUCUUCCUUCCAUCCGCUUUCAUAUUUACAAUAUGGCAGGCUUACAUUAGCAGAAGACAGUGCAGACCUUUAUUUCCAACAGUGUGUGUAGUGUGGAAUUGAAUGAAUAAUGAGAAGUACUGUAGGUCUGUUUGGGACUUACACAACAGUAACAGUUUGUAUCUCUGUAUGACUAACCUGAGGGCUAACACUGCAAUGUUCUGUUCCAACCAGUGUUCUAGAAUCACUGCCACACAGGAAAUAUAGGUUGAGGUAGAGGGACAGAGAGAUUUCUUUCCUUGCAUAAUUCCUCAGUGUAUCAGUGCCGACCUAUGUAUUUUCUACUCAUAUAGCCUUUAAUAUGCGCGCUCACUGUUCCAUUCACUGACUUUGUUUACUUGAUCAACACAUUAAAUCAUGAAUAAGAAUUUACAGAGCCUAAUGUGUAAACAUUAAACUGCCUCAGGCUUAGUUGAUUAUUACUUCUCACAAUAAAAACACAAUGAUAAAACAAACAUCUGUGUUAAAUAUUUAGAUGUUUCUAUCACGAUCAACGUCCCAAGUUUACAGUCAGCGUAGCUACACCUAAGGGCAGAAUGCAAAUAGGAGAAUCUGUUCCCACUACCCUACACGACGUGUGAACAAACAAACUGAAAAACCGCUUCUCAUCCCCUGUACACACACACACACACACACACACACACACACAGUUUUUUCAGAUGAGGAAAGGGACAGAUUGAACAGCACAGAAGCUCACCUUGCCGCUCGGCCUCUCUGAUUUCAAAACCAGCGAAGACACAAACUGACAGCCCAGCGAGCGAGUGAGCCCGGUCGCUGCCGUGCCAAACACUGUGUUGCCAUGGAAACUGUUUAUGAAGGAGAGCCAGAGAGAGGGUGUGGGUGUUCUUUCCUUUCUAUCUAGCCCGCCACGCUCCGUCAUGGCUCAACGAUUCUAUCAGCGGUUGUCGGUGAGCUGAAGUAGACCUUUUGCUAUACAGCAGCUGAGGUAAACUUCCUAGUCGUCAGGCAGUUUAACCCUGGUCCCAAAUCUGUUUGUGCUGUCUCGACAAUGACAGUAGGUGUUGGCUAUACAGCACAAACAGAUCUGGAAUCAGUCUAACCCUGGGGUGAGAGAGGGCAGCCAUCACUCAACUGUAUGUCAGCCCUGCUGUCACAGUCCCAUUCAUGUCAUUUGGAUCAUACACAGUCAUCUGUGUCACACAGCAAUCACAGUCAUCUGAAUGCUGAGAGACUCCCUGUUGAUCCUUCAAGGUGUGGUGUGUGGAAUGUGGAUCCGAUCCAGGUCUCCCUGGAAAAAGUUUUUAAACCUCAAGGGAUUUCAUCCUGGUUGGAUGUACAGUGGGGAAAAAAAGUAUUUAGUCAGCCACCAAUUGUGCAAGUUCUCCCACUUAAAAAGAUGAGAGAGGCCUGUAAUUUUCAUCAUAGGUACACGUAAACUAUGACAGACAAAAUGAGAAAAAAAAUUCCAGAAAAUCACAUUGUAGGAUUUCUAAUGAAUUGAUUUGCAAAUUAUGGUGGAAAAUAAGUAUUUGGUCAAUAACAAAAGUUUCUCAAUACUUUGUUAUAUACCCUUUGUUGGCAAUGACACAGGUCAAACGUUUUCUGUAAGUCUUCACAAGGUUUUCACACACUGUUGCUGGUAUUUUGGCCCAUUCCUCCAUGCAGAUCUCCUAUAGAGCAGUGAUGUUUUGGGGCUGUCGCUGGGCAACACAGACUUUCAACUCCCUCCAAAGAUUUUCUAUGGGGUUGAGAUCUGGAGACUGGCUAGGCCACUCCAGGACCUUGAAAUGCUUCUUACGAAGCCACUCCUUCGUUGCCCGGGCGAUGUGUUUGGGAUCAUUGUCAUGCUGAAAGACCCAGCCACGUUUCAUCUUCAAUGCCCUUGCUGAUGGAAGGAGGUUUUCACUCAAAAUCUCACGAUACAUGGCCCCAUUCAUUCUUUCCUUUACACGGAUCAGUCGUCCUGGUCCCUUUGCAGAAAAACAGCCCCAAAGCAUGAUGUUUCCACCCCCAUGCUUCACAGUAGGUAUGGUGUUCUUUGGAUGCAACUCAGCAUUCUUUGUCCUCCAAACACGACGAGUUGAGUUUUUACCAAAAAGUUCUAUUUUGGUUUCAUCUGACCAUAUGACAUUCUCCCAAUCCUCUUCUGGAUCAUCCAAAUGCACUCUAGCAAACUUCAGACGGGCCUGGACAUGUACUGGCUUAAGCAGGUGUCACGCCCUGACUCUGAGGACUCUUAUUUGUUGAGUCAGGGUGUGAUUUUCCUUGUUGUGUUUGUUCAUUGUUGUAGAAUCUAGUAUGUCUAGAUCUAUGUUGGCCGGUGUGGUUCUCAAUCAGAGGCAGCUGUCGCUCGUUGUCUCUGAUUGGGGACCAUACUUAGGCAGCCUAUUGGCACUAGUGGGUUGUGGGAUCUUGUUCCGUGUUAAGGUAUGUUGUGUUUGUCUACCUUGGACUUCACGUAUCGUUUGUUUAUUGUUUUGUCAUUGUGUUUAUUCGUUAAUAAACAUGAAUGCAUAUCACGCUGCGCCUUGGUCCUUCUCGUUCGUCAACGAUCGUGACAGCAGGGGGACACGUCUGGCACUGCAGGAUUUGAGUCCCUGGCGGCGUAGUGUGUUACUGAUGGUAGGCUUUGUUACUUUGGUCCCAGCUCUCUGCAGGUCAUUCACUAGGUCCCCCCGUGUGGUUCUGGGAUUUUUGCUCACCGUUCUUGUGAUCAUUUUGACCCCACGGGGUGAGAUCUUGCGUGGAGCCCCAGAUUGAGGGAGAUUAUCAGUGGUCUUGUAUGUCUUCCAUUUCCUAAUAAUUGCUCCCACAGUUGAUUUCUUCAAACCAAGCUGCUUACCUAUUGCAGAUUCAGUCUUCCCAGCCUGGUGCAGGUCUACAAUUUUGUUUCUGGUGUACUUUGACAGCUCUUUGGUCUUGGCCAUAGUGGAGUUUGGAGUGUGACUGUUUGAGGUUGUGGACAGGUGUCUUUUAUACUGAUAACAAGUUUAAACAGGUGCCAUUAAUACAGGUAACGAGUGGAGGACAGAGGAGCCUCUUAAAGAAGAAGUUACAGGUCUGUGAGAGUCAGAAAUCUUGCUUGUUUGUAGGUGACUAAAUACUUAUUUUCCACCAUAAUUUGCAAAUAAAUUCAUUAACAAUCCUACAAUGUGAUUUUCUGGAUUUCUUUUCCUCAAUUUGUCUGUCAUAGUUGACGUGUACCUAUGAUGAAAAUUACAGGCCUCUCUCAUCUUUUUAAGUGGGAUAACUUGCACAAUUGGUGGCUGACUAAAUACUUUUUUCCCCCACUGUAUAUACCUUAUAUGUAUGCCAUCUACUGUAUCUCCAAGUAAGGACAUGGUGUGCUUCAUUGAAAGGUUGGCAGGCAUUGUCUCUCAGUUGCAGCAAAGACAGUCACAGAGAGAAAAAGGCCUUAGAUAAUACUUUAAGGUAGAGAGUAUUAUUUGCCUUAAAGUAGAGAGCAGUAUCGUGGUUAUUAUCUAUCUCCAGCAGAUAAAGUUCACUGCAGGACCACUGGAAGGAAUAUAUAACUCCAAAUCACUUUUCUUUUUUUAAAGGAGGAUGGAGGAUCACUUGAGACAUGACAGAGAGGUUGAGGUCCUGAGUUUAGAUAUUGGAUAUGACUGCUGGAAGCUAGGAGUCGCUACUUCAGCGGUCCGCUCUUUCUCAUCCUCCUCCCAGUCUUGUUUUUCAGUUUUCAUGAAACAAAAACUCACUCCACAUCCAGCUCCUCUCUCUAAAUGUAGCUCCUGCCCUGUGCCAUUCCAUUGCCUUAUGUCCUUACUCUCGGGAUACAAGCGCUCUCUCUCACACUCACACACACACACCCACAUCGACACACACACACACACGCACGCGCACACACACACACACACCCUAUGAGGCCCUGGAGUCAGAGAAGGAUUUGUAGAUGAUCUGCCAGCUAUAGGCAACCUCUGAUUGGCUGAUCCCAGCCCGGAGGCCUCUGACACACACAAUAGUCUGACAGGAUCAAUUUCAUCCGUUCGAUUAGUCCCCAAAAUAACUGUUAUUCUGGAAGGACACUGGGGUCCAUGACAUUUGAUUAAACACAUAUUGCACAUUAAUUCCCUGAGGAACAGGUUCUACACUCUUAGAAAAAAGAGGUGAACCCAUAGGAGAACCCUUUCUGGUUCCAGGUGGGACCCUUUUUGGUUCCAGGUAGAACUCUUUUUGGUUCCAUGUAGAACCUUCUCCUACAUGGAACUCAAAAGGGUUCUACCUGGAACCAAAAAGGUUUCUUCAAAGGGUUCUCCUAUGGGGACAGCCGAAGAACCCUUUUAGGUCCUAGAUAGCAAAAAAAAUUCUAAGAGUGUACUAUUUAAAUAAUAUGCCAUUUAGCAGACGCUUUUAUCCAAAGCGACUUACAGUCAUGCGUGCAUACAUUUUUUGUGUAUGGGUGGUCCCGGGGAUCGAACCCACUACCUUGGCGUUACAAGCGCCGUGCUCUACCAGCUGAGCUACAGAGGACCAUUUACUGAUGGAUAUGCCAGUUGGAGGGUAAAUGACGAAACGCAUUGGUUUGGAACAAUAAUCCGAAUCACUUUAGUCGCCAAGUACGUGUACAAAUACCCAGAAUUUGACUCAGUGAAUAGGUGCUGCCAGCAAUAGACAUUGUACAAACAGAAAACAGACACAUAGUCAACAUACAGAAUAUACUGUAUAAUACACUCUUUAAAAAAAGGUUUAUCUAGAACCUAAAAGGGUUCUUCGGCUGUCCCCAUAGGAGAACCCUUUGAAGAACCCUUUUGGGUUCCAUGUAGAACCCUUUCCACAGAGGGUUCUACAUGGAACCAAAAAGGGCUCUACCUGGAACCAAAAAUAGUUAUCCUAUGGGGACAGCCGAAGAACCCCUUUGGAACCCUUUUUUCAAACAGUGUAUAAAUACAGUAAAUUCUGUUCAUGUACCUUUGUUGGAAAGAACGGUAUUGACAGUAUUUAUUAUUUCUCUAUGCCAGUGCAUUGAACAGUCAAACAGAUGGUGCUCACCACACCUUACCAAUUGAAUUCUGAAGGCAUUGCCUUACUGCAUUUCAAUACAACAAUCAAAUGGCAAUGUGCUGAUAUACUAAUGAAUGUGAACAUUGCUUUUCAUUACUUCUUAAUUUACAGGACAGUGUUUACAUUCAAGUGGUAUAAUAAUGCUUCAAAGACCUUGAAAAUGUGUAUUGCAUACAGUAUUGUCCUCUUUAUUAAGGGUUUAUUAUGAUCAGUCUCCCUACUCUGUUCACACAGGUGGCGUUUCACAUCCAGCCGUACAAGGGACGGACUGACCUCAGCAUGCAUGAUAACAUCAAAUACAUCAUUGACAAGUAGGUUGACCUUCCACUGUCCUAUACAUCAACAUGUCCUCUUAUCUCUCUUUCUUUCUUCUCUCUCUCAAACUACAUCAUUGACAAUUCACAUAUCUCUCCAAUCCUCUUCUCUCUAGAUCAUUUAUUUUUUACAUUUUUUGUCAUUUUGCAGAUGCUCUUAUCCAGAGCGACUUACAGUAGUGAGUGCAUACAUAUGUAUACUUUUCUUUCAUACUGGUCCCCCGUGGGAAUUGGGUUGUGAGUACCCACAACCCUGCAAGUGCCAUGCUCUAACAACUGAGCAACACAUUGACAAGUAGGUUGGACUUCCGACUGUUCUGUACAUCCACUUCCUCUAGCCAGCCACUCCACUUCUCCUCUAAUCUCUUCUCCUUUCCUCUCUCCACUCCCCUCCCUCUAUCUCCACUCUCACUCCCCACUUCUCUCUUCCUUUCUCUCUCUCUGCCUCACUCUCGCUCUCAAACUCGCACUCGCACUCAUACAGAUUAAGAUUUUCUUAUCACUUACUUUAAGCCAAAGGUCAGAGCUCUGCUUUCCAUGUCAAUGUCCAGUGACUGGAGGUCUAGGGAUCUGGAGAAAUCGGAGCCUUCUUCAGGUCUGAAGGAGGUAGAGAGAAUGAAACCGCAAGUAGUGGUGAAAGUGAUUGUAUCACUUUCACUUUCACUUUUAGAGUAUUACUCUGAGGGCUUGAGACAAUUGAUAGUGCCACUAAAAGAUUAGUACCUGUGGGAAAAUUUAUAAAAAGAGUUGGAAGAGACCAGUAGUAGCCUGCAUGUCCCAGAUCUGUUUGUGCAGUCUUGUCAACUCCUAUGGUCAUUAUCUGUUUGUGCAGUCUUGUCAACUCCUAUGGUCAUUGUCAUGCCAAACAUAUUUAGAACAACGACUAUACAUACAGUGGGGAAAAAAUGUAUUUAGUCAGCCACCAAUUGUGCAAGUUCUCCCACUUAAAAAGAUGAGAGAGGCCUGUAAUUUUCAUCAUAGGUACACGUCAACUAUGACCGACAAAAUGAGAAAAAUAAUUCCAAAAAAUCACAUUGUAGGAUUUUUUAUGAAUUUAUUUGCAAAUUAUGGUGGAAAAUUAGUAUUUGGUCAAUAACAAAAGUUUCUCAUUACUUUGUUAUAUACCCUUUGUUAGCAAUGACACAGGACAAACGUUUUCUGUAAGUCUUCACAAGGUUUUCACACACUGUUGCUGGUAUUUUGGCCCAUUCCUCCAUGCAGAUCUCCUCUAGAGCAGUGAUGUUUUGGGGCUGUCGCUGGGCAACACAGACUUUCAACUCCCUCCAAAGAUUUUCUAUGGGGUUGAGAUCUGGAGACUGGCUAGGCCACUCCAGGACCUUGAAAUGCUUCUUACGAAGCCACUCCUUUGUUGCCCGGGCGGUGUGUUUGGGAUCAUUGUCAUGCUGAAAGACCCAGCCACGUUUCAUCUUAAAUGCCCUUGCUGAUGGAAGGAGGUUUUCACUCAAAAUCUCACGAUACAUGGCCCCAUUCAUUCUUUCCUUUACACGGAUCAGUCGUCCUGGUCCCUAUGCAGAAAAACAGCCCCAAAGCAUGAUGUUUCCACCCCCAUGCUUCACAGUAUGUAUGGUGUUCUUUGGAUGCAACUCAGCAUUCUUUGUCCUCCAAACACGACGAGUUGAGUUUUUACCAAAAAGUUAUAUUUUGGUUUCAUCUGACCAUAUGACAUUCUCCCAAUUCUCUUCUGGAUCAUCCAAAUGCACUCUUACAAACUUCAGACGGGCCUGGACAUGUACUGGCUUAAGCAGGGGGACACGUCUGGCACUGCAGGAUUUGAGUCCCUGGUGGCGUGGUGUGUUACUGAUGGUAGGCUUUGUUACUUUGGUCCCAGCUCUCUGCAGGUCAUUCACUAGGUCCCCCCGUGUGGUUCUGGGAUUUUUGCUCACCGCUCUUGUGAUCAUUUUGACCCCACGGGGUGAGAUCUUGCGUGGAGCCCCAGAUCGAGGGAGAUUAUCAGUGGUCUUGUAUGUCUUCCAUUUCCUAAUAAUUGCUCCCACAGUUGAUUUCUUCAAACAAAGCUGCUUACCUAUUGCAGAUUCAGUCUUCCCAGCCUGGUGCAGGUCUACAAUUUUGUUUCUGGUGUCCUUUGACAGCUCUUUGGUCUUGGCCAUAGUGGAGUUUGGAGUGUGACUGUUUGAGGUUGUGGACAGGUGUCUUUUAUACUGAUAACAAGUUCAAACAGGUGCCAUUAAUACAGGUAAUGAGUGGAGGACAGAGGAGCCUCUUAAAGAAGAAGUUACAGGUCUGUGAGAGCCAGAAAUCUUGCUUGUUUGUAGGUGACCAAAUACUUAUUUUCCACCAUAAUUUGCAAAUAAAUUCAUUAUAAAUCCUACAAUGUGAUUUCCUGGAUUUUCUUUUCUCAAUUUGUCUGUCAUAGUUGACGUGUACCUAUGAUGAAAAUGACAGGCCUCUCUCAUCUUUUUAAGUGGGAGAACUUGCACAAUUGGUGGCUGACUAAAUACUUUUUUCCCCCACUGUAUAUGUAGGAUCUUCAUUUGAGCCAGUUUGCUACAGCAGGAAAAUAAUCCUGCAGCAACAGGAAUGUGAAUUAUUAUGUGGAUUAAAAUUAAUGGACAUUAUUGUUGGGGUUGAUACACUUUUCGUAAGGGAAAAUCAAGUCUGAAAUUUCAAAGUGGAAAUUACAAACUUCAGAAGCCUUUUUAACCCUCAAAUAUACUACAAGUUUAAUAUUUCCUGCAUUGCAGGAAAGUUCUCCUGCUGCAGGGUGAUCAAAUUAAGAUCUUACAUCUGUAGGAGUCGGUUACAGUGCACCAACAGAUCGGGACCAGGCUAGACCAGUAGAGGACAGAAAUAUGAAUAUGUGAUGUUUUAUAUAAUGAGGCAUGAUAGUGAUCAACAUUGUCCCAACUUUGAGACACCCUCUGUGGUAGGGCGGUAGGGUUAUCGUAGUCAAGCUAACUGAACAGUGAUGAUCGUGAUUGAGGACAACCCUAGUGUACCUUGACUUGUAUUUAUUAUGUUUCCAGGGCGAGAUGUUUCUGCCAACUUCUGCACAAGCAACUGUGCUAGCCAUCUGCCUGAAAAUAAACCAGAGAGAGAAUGAGAGUGGGAGAUAGAGAGAGGGGGUACAUUUAUAAAUGCUGAUCUCUCCAUCUCCAUUCACACAUUCCAAACGUGCUCUUGAAAAUAAUAGCACCAUUUUCUGUAGACAUCUGGCACUUCACUCAAUUGAGAACCAUUGUGUUGGCAGAACCUCCUGCUUUGUAACAAGUGUAAAAAUAAAAUUUAAAAAACACUUUUAUAUAAUAAUCUCUGACUGUAAAAUCGAAUCACCCAGGUGGGUGAUACACAUUGGGAGUGGAAGAUUGGCUACCUAUGGAGUCAUUAUAUGUUUUUCUUCUUGCUUGUUCACUUCUCUAUAAAAAAAAAAAGCGUGAUUUGUAUGUAUACUGCAAUUCAGCUUCUAGCUGCAUAUGUAAACAUGAACUAAAGUAAACAAAAUCUUUACCUCAGGUACGGGAACCAUGGCGCCUUCUACCGCUUCAGGUCGACCAAGGGGCGGAUCCUUCCUCUGUUCUACAUCUACGACUCCUACCUGACCCCACCUGAGGCCUGGGCCGAACUGCUCCACCCCACCGGCGCCCACACCCUCCGUGGCACGCCCUACGACGGCAUCUUCCUUGCCCUGGUCGUAGAAGAACGCCACAAACACGAGAUCCUGGCCGGUGGCUUCGACGGCAUGUAUACAUACUUCGCCUCCAACGGCUUCUCCUUCGGCUCUUCUCACCAGAACUGGAAGGCGGUCAAGGACUUCUGUGACGGGAACAACCUGCUGUUUGUGCCCAGCGCUGGGCCGGGAUACGUCGACACCGCAGUGAGGCCGUGGAACAACCACAACACGAGGAACAGGGUCAACGGACGCUAUUACGAGACCAGCCUGCAGGCUGCGCUAUCGGUGCGGCCGGAGAUCGUGACCAUCACGUCGUUCAAUGAGUGGCAUGAGGGGACACAGAUUGAGAAGGCGGUGCCCAGGAAGACGGUGACGCGACUGUAUCUGGACUACCAGCCCCACCGGUCAGAUCUAUACCUGGAACUCACCAGGAAGUGGGCCGAACACUUCAACAAGGAGAAAGACAAGUGGCUCAUGUAGAGGACAGGACUCCUGAUUGGACUGAGUCUAUGGGAAUAAUACCUUUUGGGUGUGACUAGAGCAAGUAAAACUGAGGAGCUUUUCCCACUACUGAGCUGAGCCGAACCGAGCCAAACCAAACUGUACU